Molecule: messenger RNA, 1198 nt
Organism: Fundulus heteroclitus (mummichog)
Lineage: Eukaryota; Metazoa; Chordata; Actinopteri; Cyprinodontiformes; Fundulidae
Product: gap junction beta-1 protein
Exons: 2
Coding region: 152-979 (275 amino acids)
Biological process (GO): cell communication
Cellular component (GO): connexin complex
Source: RefSeq, a predicted model, not a curated record
CUAGUGGCGGAGGAAUGAUUUGCAUUUUCCAAACGCACGGUGUUCUCAAUCCAGCCUUUUGGCUCGCUAAAAUACACGGUAUUUUAGUCAUUUUCUUCCCAUUUUGUACACAUUUUUGUGUACCACCACAGCUGAAGACCUGGAGUCGAAGAUGAACUGGGGGACCUUUUAUGCCGUGAUCAGCGGUGUAAACAGACAUUCCACCGGCAUCGGACGCAUUUGGCUCUCCGUCAUCUUUAUCUUCCGCAUCCUGGUGCUGGUGGUUGCCGCCGAGAGCGUCUGGGGCGACGAGAAGUCCGGCUUCACCUGCAACACCCAGCAGCCCGGCUGCAACAGCGUCUGCUACGACCAGUUCUUCCCCAUCUCGCACAUCCGGCUGUGGGCUCUCCAGCUCAUCCUGGUUUCCACCCCUGCGCUGCUGGUGGCCAUGCACGUGGCCCACCGGCGACACGUCGACAAGAAGGCCCUGAAAAGGUCGGGCCGCGGCAGCCCCAAGGAGCUGGAGCACAUCAAGAACCAGAAGUUUCAGAUCACAGGAGCUCUUUGGUGGACAUACAUGAUCAGCAUCGUCUUCAGACUCAUCCUCGAGGUGGCGUUCCUCUACAUCUUCUACAUGAUCUACCCUGACUUUAAAAUGGUGCGUUUGGUGAAAUGUGACUCGUACCCCUGCCCCAACACGGUGGACUGCUUCGUCUCCAGACCGACAGAGAAGACCAUAUUCACGGUGUUCAUGCUGGCCGUGUCCGGGGUGUGCGUGCUGCUCAACCUGGCCGAGGUGGUUUACCUCAUAAGCAGGGCCUGCAAACGGUGCAUGAGUCGCCCCGAGGACGAGUCCAAAGCAGCUUGGAUAACUCAAAGGUUGUCUUCGUACAGACAAAAUGAAAUCAAUCAGCUGAUAGCAGAUCAGUCUCUGAAGUCAAAGUUAACCAUGGCCAAGAAGAACCCGGCCGAAAAGGGCGAGAGGUGCUCUGCCUUCUGAGUCUUCAUUAAACUAAUGAAUCCUUCCUGUCAAAUAAGUAUCCUCUGCAUUAAUGACACCUAAACUGUAUAUUUGAUUAUUUUACCGUUUAUUUAUGUAUAAUAAAAGGCGUUACUUGUAUUUUUUCUCUAUAUUUAUUGAAUAAAGGAUGUUCCGUUUUCCUUGCCUACAUCAUCUAAAGCAAAUGAAGGCUUGGGAAUGGUUUUUCUAAAUAUCCAA